Paramecium tetraurelia is the source of this 603-nucleotide messenger RNA. RefSeq lists its product as uncharacterized. NCBI's taxonomy places the organism in Eukaryota, Ciliophora, Oligohymenophorea, Peniculida, Parameciidae. The transcript has 3 exons. The record is from RefSeq and is a predicted model, not a curated record.
AUGAACGAUUUACGAAGGAUAGAAAAAGAGAUCCAAGAAAAGCAACGUUUAGCUCCAUCAUUUUUUAAGAAUCCGUAUCGUCCGACAGCAAGGUUGUUAAAAUAGGUGAGAAGACAGGCAAACUUUAUAAAGACGACCAGUCAUUCGAAAUAUGAGGAAAUGAUAGACAAAGUGAUGCAGAGAAGUCCACGAUAAAGCAGGAUAAAAGAACCACCUACUCAAGAAUAAAUACUAGAUAACAUUAUCUAGGAGUUAAAAAAGGAAAUUGAAUAGAAAAAAGCAAAUUUAUCUCCGACAUUUUGUUUAAGGAGGAGGGAGCAUUUUGAUUAGCAUGAUAAGAUUUUGACCCUCAAAACUCUGAUCUCACAUAUCCAUAACGAACAAGCAAUUAGAAAUCGUCAACCUUAAUCUAAAUUCCCUUGUAUCUAGUUGGAAAGCAACUCGUGUGAUUCAGAUAGAGUGAUGUCAAUAAUCUCAGCAUGUUCUAAAUAAAACAAUUAGUUAGAGAAAAUGCAUAAAUUCGUGAAUUAAAAACAGAGAAACCAAAGAAAAAGAUUUGCCUCGUUGCAUGAUCAAAUAGGAUUACUAUAUUUAUUAGAGUGA